Messenger RNA from Theobroma cacao (cacao), 1997 nucleotides. It is a transcript of the gene SOG1, whose product is annotated as NAC (No Apical Meristem) domain transcriptional regulator superfamily protein. Gene Ontology annotation, cellular component: nucleus. Gene Ontology annotation, molecular function: DNA-binding transcription factor activity; transcription cis-regulatory region binding. The record is from RefSeq and is a predicted model, not a curated record. Lineage: Eukaryota; Viridiplantae; Streptophyta; Magnoliopsida; Malvales; Malvaceae. Gene Ontology annotation, biological process: regulation of DNA-templated transcription.
GGCGCCACUUUCCUUUUUCUUUUUUUUUUCCAUUAAAAAACAAACCCUCCAUUAAAUUAGCUUCUUAACCAUUCUAGUACUACUGAGUGCUGGUACCAUUUUUAUGAUAAAAAAAUAUAAUUUUUUCUUUUUUUUUAUUACUAAAAAAGGGUCUUUUCUCAUUCCUUUUCCCACAAAGAAACAGUAGCAGUAAAUAGUAAUCCACUAAUCUGGUUUCAAAUUUCAAAAUCCCAAAAAAAAAAGGUACUACAUAAAGGGAAUUGAGCAGCAGAUACCCUUGUUUUGUUUGCAUUCAAAAUCCAUUUUUAAGAAGCAAACGGGAGAGAGAGAAGAAAAAGUCGAUGCUUUGAUCCUUUGAUCUUUAUUUUCAUGGCUGGAACGUGGUUGGUUGACGGUAACAGAAUUGCAACAAAAAUCAGGAGUGCAUCUAAUCCUGAAAGGGUGACAUGGAAAAGCAAUCCAACUAGAUCUUGUCCCAGUUGCCAUCAUACUAUUGACAACAGUGAUGUCACUCAAGCCUGGCCAGGAUUACCACGAGGUGUCAAAUUUGAUCCAUCUGAUCAAGAGAUCAUAUGGCAUUUACUUACGAAAGUUGGUGUGGAAGAUUCAAAACCCCAUCCAUUCAUUAAUGAGUUCAUUCCAACCAUUGAAAAUGAUGAUGGUAUCUGUUAUACACAUCCCCAAAAAUUACCAGGUGUUAAGCAAGAUGGAAGUGUGUCCCACUUCUUUCAUCGAGCUAUCAAAGCUUACAAUACUGGAACUCGGAAGCGUCGAAAGAUCCAUGGUGAUGAUUUUGGUGAUGUCCGCUGGCACAAAACUGGUAGGACAAAACCAGUGUUGUUGGAUGGUGUUCAAAGAGGAUGCAAGAAGAUUAUGGUUCUCUAUAUGACCAUGGUUAAAGGUGGAAAACCUGAGAAGACCAAUUGGGUGAUGCACCAAUAUCACCUAGGAACCGAGGAGGAUGAAAAGGAUGGGGAGUAUGUUAUAUCUAAAAUAUUUCAUCAGCAGCAGCAAAUCAAACAGGGCGAUAAAUGUGAGCAAGAUUUACCUGAAAUGACUGAUACAACUAUUGUCAAAGUAGAUCCAGUCACACCCAAGUCUGUGACGCCUGAUCCUCCACGUACAGGGAGGCAAUGUCAUGAAUAUGACCAAGGGCAGGAGUAUACUAUUGCUUGCAUCAAUCCCUCUGCUCAGGUUCUUUCACCAAAGCAUCCUACAAUGCAGUAUGUAGAAGACUACGUUCAAACUGAAUGUGAAAGUUCCAGUCAUAAUGAUCUACCUGAUCCAGAAAAUCAUCUUAAUCAGAUGUUAGACAAUAAUAAUGAUAAUCGUGCUGAGGAAGACCCUAAAUGGUGGGAUGGUGAGUCACAGUAUUUGUUGGAUUCACAACAGCUAGUGGAAGGGCUGUCCCUUUGUGAUGAGCUUCUUCAAAGCCAGUCACCAAAUAGGGAUGCUAAUGUUGAUGAUGGAGCACUGAACAGCAAACCCCGUCUUUCUGAUUAUGCUCAGUUAGGAGCAGAACAUCUUAAGAAGGAUUUGGAGGAGUGUCAGAACCUGGAAGGUGAUCCAGCAAACAUAGAGCUUGAUACACCACCGGAGUUCCGACUGAGUCAGCUUGAAUUUGGAUCACAAGAUAGCUUUAUUGCUUGGGGUGGGAGCAAGGUGAUCGACUAAAUACGUUUGUCAUGGAUUGUGGAGUACGUAGUAAAAACGAUUUUGUCAAAACUUUAUCCGAUCAAUCAUCAUCCUCAGGAUUUAUGUCAACUGUAAAUUUUGCUGGGACGCUGGAACUAUGUUUAAUGAUGGUGAAGAUACUGUUGACUUUUUGCUGGCAAUGAAUUGAAGAUACGUAGAGCAAGGAUUACUAAUGUCCCUACGAUCUGUAUUCUUAAUCACAGUAAUGAAGCCUUGUGUUUAGUUAUAUAAAUCUAUCCAUGACAUGCUUUUGAAAAAUAUUCACCAGACUAGUGUAAUAUAACAAGCUUCAUUAUAAACGA